This is a messenger RNA of Drosophila willistoni, 4262 nucleotides long. RefSeq lists its product as uncharacterized. The transcript has 7 exons. The coding region runs from base 172 to 2595 and encodes 807 amino acids. The record is from RefSeq and is a predicted model, not a curated record. Lineage: Eukaryota; Metazoa; Arthropoda; Insecta; Diptera; Drosophilidae.
GGGCGUAGUUCCAUUCCAACAAGUGCAACCACAAGCAAGCCCGAAUUAAUUUGUAUUACUAAUGUUGUCGUGUAUAGUUUAAAUUAUAUUUAAAAAUAUUGUUAUUAGUUACACGUUUAAAGUGAAGUUUCAUUGAUUAAGGAGUUGUAGUGAACGACGGGAAGGGACAAAAUGUUUCCUUCGACUAUUUUAGGGCGCAGCUAUCUGCUUUUCAUGCUGGUGCUGACUGUGGGUGUGUUAGCUCAGCAUGAGUGGCAGGCUCGGGAUGCCUUCGAUGAGAUCAAAAUAAAAUUUGAUAAAGUCAAUGCCGACAACUGUCCCAUUCAGCAUCAUUCGGAUCUGUUUAUGCCCGAGGAUGUGGUGUCCCACAAACCGGAUAUCAAGGAGGUGAACGUGAAUCCUGUAUUUCCCAAUCGAACGGCUCUGCUGCAUCUGCAGAACAUGGCCCUGAGUAGAAGUUUCUUUUGGAGUUAUAUUCUACAGUCUCGUUUCAUCCGACCGGCCAUUAAUGAUACCUACGAUCCGGGCAUGAUGUAUUAUUUCCUGUCCACCGUGGCCGAUGUCUCCUCCAAUCCGUAUAUCAACGCCUCGGCAGUCUACUUUUCACCCAACAGUUCGUACUCCUCCUCAUAUCGCGGCUUCUUCAAUAAGACAUUUCCACGCUUUGGUCCCCGCACCUUCCGCCUUGACGAUUUCAAUGACCCGAUUCAUCUGCAAAAGAUUUCCACAUGGAACACCUUUGAUGUUCAGGAUUUGGGUGCCCAUCAUCCGGACUCCAUUUCAAAGGAUUACUCGCACGAUCUUUACAAGAUAAACGAAUGGUAUCGGGCGUGGCUACCAGACAACGUUGCCGGUCGUCAUGACACAAAGAUCACCUACCAAGUGGAAAUACGAUAUGCGAAUAAUACAAAUGAAACGUAUACAUUCCAUGGACCGCCUGGCUCUGAAGAGAAUCCAGGACCCAUUAAAUUCACAAGGCCAUACUUUGAUUGUGGACGCUCGAACAAAUGGUUGGUGGCAGCUGUGGUACCCAUAGCAGAUAUCUAUCCCCGCCACACCCAGUUUCGGCACAUUGAAUACCCCAAAUAUACUGCAGUUUCGGUUCUGGAAAUGGACUUUGAGCGUAUAGACAUUAAUCAGUGUCCGAUUGGCGAAGGAAACAAGGGACCCAAUCAUUUUGCGGACACGGCGCGAUGUAAAAAAGAGACCACCGAGUGCGAACCCUUACAUGGCUGGGGCUUUAGGCGGGGAGGCUAUCAAUGUCGCUGCAAGCCAGGUUUUCGACUGCCGAACACUGUGAGGCGACCCUAUUUAGGUGAAAUUGUGGAACGUGCCUCGGCCGAGCAGUAUUACAACGAUUACGAUUGUCUCAAGAUUGGAUGGAUACAAAAGUUGCCUAUUCAAUGGGAGCAAGCUCCCUACUAUGUGCGGCAGAAGUAUUUGGAUUUGCAUCCCGAAUAUCGUAAUUAUACAACUGGUGCCAGAUCUUUGCAUACACCAAACUUGAAUAUUGAUCAGGCUUUGAAAUUUAUCCAUGGGGUCAAUUAUCGCACAUGCAAAAACUUCCAUCCACAGGAUUUGGUGUUGCGUGGUGAUGUCAGUUUUGGAGCUCGGGAGCAAUUCGAAAAUGAAGCCAAAAUGGCUGUGCGUUUGGCCAACUUUAUUAGUGCCUUCUUGCAGGUAUCCGAUCCCAAUGAAGUCUAUUCGGGCAAACGUGUGGCGGACAAACCACUGACCGAGGAUCAAAUGAUUGGCGAAACUUUGGCCAUUGUCCUAGGUGACAGCAAAGUCUGGUCGGCCACAACACUCUGGGAGCGGAAUAAGUUCACAAAUCGCACCUAUUUUGCACCCUAUGCCUACAAGACAGAGCUCAACACGCGCAAGUUCAAGGUGGAGGAUCUGGCUCGUCUCAACAAAACGCACGAAUUGUACACGGAGAAGAAAUACUUCAAGUUCCUCAAGCAACGUUGGAAUACGAAUUUCGACGAUCUCGAGACAUUCUAUAUGAAGAUGAAGAUACGACACAAUGAGACAGGUGAAUACCAGCAGAAGUACGAGCAUUAUCCCAACUCCUACAGAGCGGCGAACAUAAAGCACGGAUACUGGAUGCAGCCGCACUUUGAUUGCGAUGGUUAUGUCAAGAAGUGGCUUGUGACCUAUGCGGUGCCCUUCUUCGGUUGGGACAGUCUGAAAGUCAAACUGGAAUUCAAGGGUGUGGUUGCCGUGUCCAUGGACAUGCUUCAGUUGGAUAUCAAUCAGUGCCCGGAUAGAUAUUAUGAGCCGAAUGCCUACAAAAAUACACAUAAAUGUGACGAUUUGACAUCUUAUUGCGUGCCAAUUAUGGGUCGGGGCUAUGAGACCGGUGGCUACAAGUGUGAAUGUCUACAGGGCUUUGAGUAUCCUUUCGAGGAUCUAAUCACCUACUACGAUGGCCAAUUAGUUGAGGCCGAAUAUCAGAAUAUUGUAGCCGAUAAGGAGACUCGCUAUGAUAUGUUCAAGUGUAGAUUAGCAGGAGCAUCGGGUUUGCAAUCGGCGUUGGGUCUAAUCAUUUCAUUGAUUGGCCUAGUAUUCACUAUGCUUUAUAGGUUUAGAUAAAAAGUAGGAAAAGAUGAAAUAGUCGCACGCCAAAACAAAAAAAAACGAAAACACUUCCGCCCAAACGAAAAUCUCAUGAAAUAUCCCUACUAUAUUUCACUUCACUCUCUCUCUCUAUCUGUCUCUUCUCUCUGGCGACAAAAAAGUAAAAAAAAAAAAAAAGACAGCUACAAAGACACAAACAAAAUUGACACCCAAAAAACAAAAAACCCAAUGCCAAUGCCAUCUAUAGCAGCAGCGCAACCCAGUUCUCUGCGCCUCUUUGAGCAUUGUCAUCAUUUAUCUGCAAGGCGAUUAAGUUGUAGACAUAAUCUAUUACAAUGAAUCUGGUUAUUUGUCAUUUCUAUCAAAAGCGGCAGCAACGACAGCAGCAGCAACAGAAGCAGGAGCAACAGAAAAGCGCAAACAGCCGCGCCUACUGCGCUCAGAUUACGGAAGCAUCGACGAUGCUGACGAGUCCCUCACUAAUGUCCGUGAAGUCCUUGCACAGCUGUGUGUGCGUGCCCAGCCACAUCAACGGGAGAGAAAGAGAGAGCCCAAGGAUCGCAAGCAAACCUGUUACUAUCAAAACCCAGUUAGCCAUCGUCCAUCGGUAUGUGCGCUUGUGUGUGUGUGCGGUACCUACACCCAUCGAGAAGAUCGGUCCAGGCUGAGGGUUGUUUGUGCCGCACGCACACCUUUCUCUCCCUUCUCCUGUCUUUUUUUUUCUUCUAUGCUUUGCUUCUUUCAAUGAACGACGCCUGCCGUGGCGUUUGUGCCGUGUUUUUCUUAUAUUAAAUCGUCGGCACUGCGUCCGAUGGUCAUCAUCCGUGGUCCGUUGGCUACUUUUUUGCCUGAAUUAAAUAUAUGCCCGUCGUUUGUUUUUUUCUUUUGCAUUUUUUUUGCUCCUUUGAUUAUCAUAUGCGCUUGAAUUUUUAUUAUCUGUACCCUGAGAACUUUUUCUAUGCGCCGCAGGAACCAGUUUAUCAGCCACUUGGUCUCCUGCCAGGGUAAACGAAAAAAAAAAAGAAAUCAGCCAGCUUUUUUUUUAUAUUAAAUCUAUAGGGCCUUAUAGGUAGCUGAUGAUGAUGCUGCUGCUGUUGCUGUUGCUGCUGCUGCCGCUGCUACUGCUGGACUUGGACACAAAAAAUAUUUUCACACAUUUUUCAUAGUCAUAUCAGGGCAGUGGGCAGUGACGGCCGUUGCGUUUUGGGCAACUCCUCCAUUUCUAAUUUGAAAGCAUCUUCGCUGCGGGUAGCCAUUCAAUUGCCGGCUGUCUCUGUCCGCUUUUAGUUGGGUUUUCUUGUUUGUUUAUUACUUUUUCGAGAGUGUCUUUAGGCCUUUAUAUAUUUCGCAAUACUUAGUACAAAAAAAAAAAGAAAAGGAAAUAGAAGGAACCCCAAACAAAAGUGUGUUAACCAAAUAUGUGCCUUAAAAACAAUCAAUUUUAACAAAUCCUUUUACAAAAUGAUCGAAUAUCUAUAUACACACACAUAUAUUUGUAAUCAUAAUAAUGACUAUAUCGUAUGUCCGUCCAUUUACGUAGAGUCUCAAUAUAUUCUAUUAAUGUAUAUUAAUGUUAAGUGCCGGAAUUUUCAUUCGUUUUUAUAUAUAGAGUUUAAGAUCAAAAAUCCCUCAAUAAUCUAACGAUUGAACUCAAAUAAAUCUUUUUUAUAUACACACAACAA